ACUCUUGCAUAUGAUCUGGCGGACAAACCUCUACUGGAUGUGGAGCCGAGACUGGGCCCUGAAAUUGGGAAGAUGAAAAUGAGGUAGAGUUUGGGGAUCAGUGACCUUUGCUUUUGUAAACUUUUUAGAUCUGUUGGUCUUUCUGGUCAUUUUUAUCAAACCCUCUUCCUCUGAGAUAAGAUCAGACUCGCCACUGGAAUCAGCAUCACUAUCGCUUGAAGAACCAAGGAAGUUGUUCUGCCAUUCAAAGAAGUGAAACAAAGAUUUACGCCUGGAUUAUCAACCAUUGUGAACACCUACUACUCACCGACUCUAGAUGGGUUCAGUCUUUGGGAAGCUCUGCUGCUGCUGCUGCUGUGCUGGAGACAACGACGACGACGAUGAAAAGCAGCCUUUAGUACCCCAGGAUCCGUUGGAGUAUUUUAACCGGGAAGUCCAGAAGCGUCGCGAUGAGGAGACCAACCUGUGGAGUGAGCCAGGCGACCGCAGCCACUCGGAGAGACCAGACGACCGGGUCCUUUACGGCCUGCUGCAGGCCAGGACCAAGACCCGCAUGGGAUCCACGGGCUAUCGCCGACUAAGUGUUGACAUUGAGGCCAUGAGAGAUACCCGUCGAGAAGUCAGAGAGAAAUGGAAGCAAAUCCUGGAGAACUUGGGUUUCAUGGCAGAGGCAGACUCACUGCUGAAUGUGUCUGCUGGAGCCUCACAUGACCGUAUGCGUAAUGCCCCAGCAGCACGUGAGCUGCUUCAUACGCUCCACACUGAGACGUCCGUCUUUUACAGCAGAGAGCCACCGCCAGAAAGAUAUCUCCUAAUCCUGGACCGUCUUCUGUAUCUAGAUAUAGCUGAAGAUUUUUUGGCAAAGGCGAAGCGCUUCUAUCCUCCAAACGAUGAUUCUGACGAGGAGGUGCCGGGCCUGGCCAUAAACCUGCCGCUGCUGAUGGCCAGGGUAGAGGCCAUGAACGGAAGAGCCACUGAAGAAGAUGAGAGCGAGAGAGACGAUUGAAACCUGAGUGACAGAUCUUAA
Molecule: messenger RNA, 1027 nt
Organism: Anarrhichthys ocellatus (wolf-eel)
Lineage: Eukaryota; Metazoa; Chordata; Actinopteri; Perciformes; Anarhichadidae
Product: melanoregulin
Exons: 5
Biological process (GO): melanosome transport
Cellular component (GO): melanosome
Source: RefSeq, a predicted model, not a curated record